AGCGUGUACGUUGCAUAUCGGUGUUAAUUUAGAGGAAAAUCCCGUGGUAAAAAUAGCAUAGGUUAUCACGAGGUUUUGUCAUCGAUCACGUGAUUUUCGUAUCAACAAUAACACGGAAAAAUGGCGACUGAACCUGAAAACGAUCCGAGCAUACCUGAGCAUGUAAAAAGGCUUCAAAAUUUGUGCCGUCUCUGUUGCAGGCAGACUGAGUGUAAAAAAAGAGUAGGAAAAUUUAAAUUUACGCAGGAACUAAUGGAUAUAUUUGAUAUCUGUUUGCAUGAAGAUGACCCUUUGAUUCAUCCAGAUUUUUUGUGUAAUGCAUGUAGAAGCAUUCUGUUUAGAUAUAGAUCUACUCGGAAAAAAAGCUCCAAUACCACAGUUAAUAUAAAACUAUACCAGUACCAUGCUCAUUCCAUUGAUUGUCAAAUUUGCAGUUCGAACAAUCCAGGAUGUUCUACUGACAAUGUUAUGGAUGAAUUAUUACAGUUAUUUUCCUCGUUAGAAAUAUCUGAAAAACUUGAAUGUAUAGCUAAAAUGAUUGGACAUGUUCAUACUAAUCAGGAAAUGAAAAAUAUUAUACAAAAUCAUCAAAAGUCUUUUCCCUACAACAAUCUGAAAACACUUGAGAGCAUCGAUAUCAAUGAGUACAUUAAUCAGUUUGAUCAGCUUGUUAUACAAUGUGUUUUGGCACUCACUGGAAAAACAACAACAACAAUUAAAGUAGAAAAUUUCAUUCCGGUACUUGAAAGUAUUUAUCGUUUAUGCGACCCUCAGUUCAUUGGAGCCUGGUCUUUUAUGCAGAACUUAGUUGUUUAUUCCUUUACCAAAAACAAAACGGCUUGUAAUGUUUUGGGAACUGCUAUUCCAGGGGCAAAAUAUGCCACAGUAUAUAAUUUUGUUUCAGAUAUAAAUAUUGGAAGAGAGACCAAUUGUCCAAGUGGGGAUGUAAUAUUCGUUUUUGAUAAUGAACAGGUCAUAGGGAGAAGUUGGAACAUAAAUGCUAAUAAUAAGGUCAAAAUGUCUGUAAUUACAAAUGUUGCUGCAAUAAAGGUAACAGAAAACAAAAACCUUCAACAGAAUGAAAGUUUAACACCAGGAAAGUGGAUAACUUCUGAAGGAAAAGAGAACAUUAUAGAAAGUAUGUGUCAGUCAGGUGAUAGUCAAGAUACAAGUACAGAUUUUUAUUCGGAUAUUAAGCAAAAUCACUACAAUGAACUGUAUCAUGUAUUGGACUUAGCUAUCCAACAAGUGUCAGAGGAAGUUAUAUUUGACGAGGAAAAUAAUCUAUGGAAGGAUCAUGUGGACAAAACUAUUGUUGAAUUAGAGAUAGAACAGAAAUAUAAAAAAUGUCCAAGGUGUGGCUGCUUAUUUGAGAAAAACAAGAGAAAAUGCUCACAGUGUCAUGAGGCGCUGAUAGAAGCAAAGACUACUAAAAGUACUGAUGGUGUCAAACAGAAACACUUUUCAAGAAAAAGCACUGUCAAUGAGUAUGGUAUUUCCAAACCAGUUGUUGAAAAUCCACAGAAAUAUAGCCAUGUUGAAUCUUCACAUAAUGACAUUCCAGCUGAAAUUUGUCUGUUGGAUCCUGUAUUUGUAAAUCCCAAUUCUAUUGACAGCAUCGUAUUAGUUCUACGACAUAUUGGUAAAAAAGGAAGAAUUUCUAAAUAUUUGAAAGACGAUGAUGAAACCCCAAAAAGAUUUUGGACAUUCGUUUGCUGUGACGGGCUUCCGCAUGGAUUGGUACGAAGAGUUGUUGAAGAGUACUUUGUAUGCUUAGAAUGUGAAGAAGGAUUUUUAGGUAUUAAGAAUGUUGAAGAUCAUGAAGUCAAAGCACAUCCUAAUACAAGAUCACGAUAUGUUCAAGAAUUUGAUUGGGUAUUCCUUAUUUGUGGUGAUGGUCAUUAUGAAAUGAACCUUAUGAAGAGCUUUAUGGAAUUGAACUGGAAUGUAUGCAUGAAAUCAUUAGUUGAGGUAAUGGGAUUUAGAUCUGAAAAGGCCCAGAAAUCAGCAUUGGCAUGUUCUGACAACCACAAGACAUGGCAACUCAUCAUGAUAUUUCAUUUAGGUACAAUUUUAGAGUUGGUCAAGCCAUAUGUUGAAAAAUGUCUACAUGAAAAGCAUGAUCCUAGUCCUCAAGACUACAUUUCAUAUGUAAAGACAAAAAGUGACAAUGCGAAUUAUCUGUAUCUAUUUGAAAUGGUAUGUAGGUAUACUCAAGCUAUCAUAAAUAUAAGAAUGGCUGUGAGACGCAACAAUUACAUUCUUCUGCAAGCAGGAAAAUUUAUGAGUAAGGAGCUCUUUCAUGGAAGGAACCAUCCCAAAUACCAAGACAUUGAAGUAUUUGAUCAUUUUGUACAUCAGCUAAUGCCAGUUGAACUAAAAACACAUUUUGCCUCUCACUGUAGUCUAUCCAAAUCAGGGAAUAAGAGCAAAGGUCAAGGGUUUGACUUCAUUCUUGAAGAAGAAAAUAAAUCUGUAAAGACAUGGUUGAAACGAGGUGUUCCAACUGAAAAAGUAUGGUUGUCAACUUGUAGAAAUAAUCAAUCACUGAAACAGAUUAAAAAAUCUGUAACCAGUAUUGUAGGAAGCGUAUAUGAGGACUUGCAUGGAAAAGAACCAGAUUUAGAAGCUCCUAUAAAUGAGUGGAGACUACGCCUUCGACAAACUGGUUAUAUAAGUGACCAAAAACAUGGACCAGUAUUAACAUCAAUUUCAGCUGAUAUUCUAGAUCAAGAACUGUUGUAUUUUACAAGAGAAUCAAAUAGAAAGAGAGGUUAUCGAAUAAUGGAUAUGCUUUUACAUCAGCCACCACCAAAUGAUCCAUCCAUUCACCAUCCUGUCUACAUUCUUCCAUCAGAGAGAGAAAAAUAUUUGUCUGUUGAUUCACUUACAAUUCAAGAGAUUGACAACAAAAUUUUAGAUACAAUUGAUGAUCUUGAUGAAAUUAAUAAGCUCAUGUUCCUUGAUUUAUAUAGGGAAAUGAUAAGAAGUAAAACCACUCGGAAGGAGGAUCAUAUAAAGUUUUUGGAGGAAAUAUCAACUGCUGCUGCUUAUCUUGACAGUGUAGAUGGGGAUAGUAAUUUCUUAAAUGAAGAGUUGGAGAACUUAUAAUGCUAGUGUGAAGGAAUUGAUGACCCUAUUUAUAACCUUGUGAUUGCAGCAGAAAAUCAGGAAAAUUAUUUAGUGUUUGCAGAAGAUGAUGGGUUACAAAAUGAAGGCAAUAUUAUAGAUAUCCACCUAAAUAAUAUAGCUAUGGACACAGUAAAUGACGAAGAUCUAGAUGCACCUUCUCUUCAUGACUUGGCUGUUGAUACUUUAGGAGGAGAAUCUACCAUUAUGCCGAUUUCUAUUGACAUAGUUGAUAGUAAUGAGGUGGACUUAGGAGAUGACGUAAUGCCUGAAGAGUUGAGUCCAGUUAUACCAACACCAUCAACCUUUAUGUUAGAUGCAGUAGAAGAAGUGCCAUCAACCUCAAAAACACCAAGUCCAAGUAAGUACAUAUUUUAAAAAUGAAAAGAAUGUGGUCUGAUUGCCAAUGAGACAACUCUCUGCAAGAGACCAAAUGAUGUACACAGCUAUAGGUCACUUCUACCUUCAACAUGGAGCAAAAGAUUCUUCCACCUAGCACGCUGGAAAGACCCCAAAAUGAUGUGUUCCAAACAAGAAAACCAACAAUUUAUGUUCUAAACAAUAGUGCAAACCAUGACUGAUUACAUAAUUUUUCAGUAUUGAAGCGCUAAACUUUCUUUUAGUUAUGAGUGUUGCAAAUGAACUG
Mytilus trossulus (common blue mussel) is the source of this 3775-nucleotide messenger RNA. RefSeq lists its product as uncharacterized. The coding region runs from base 121 to 3111 and encodes 996 amino acids. The record is from RefSeq and is a predicted model, not a curated record. The transcript is spliced from 4 exons. NCBI's taxonomy places the organism in Eukaryota, Metazoa, Mollusca, Bivalvia, Mytilida, Mytilidae.